AUGAGAUUAAGGAUUAUCAUCCGGCAGUGGAGCCAGAACGCAUGGCAAAAGGUGUGGAUUGAGACAUUGAGAGAGACUUGUGGAUUACAGUACCUCAAUCUCGUCGAGCAACAAGAGAAUCUUCUCGAGUCGGAGGUCCGGAUUCUCGAGGUUAUGGUCUUUAUACCAGGUGCAGAGUCGAAUCGUCGCCCAAUCACGACGUUGUUCCAUCUUCUUGACGGUCUCCUCGGUCACAUGAGAAUUGUCUGGAAAUUUGCAGUUUUCAUUCAGCACCUUCUCGCUUCAAACUCUAAAUUAUGA
This is a messenger RNA of Caenorhabditis remanei, 300 nucleotides long. RefSeq lists its product as uncharacterized. The coding region runs from base 1 to 300 and encodes 99 amino acids. The transcript has 2 exons. NCBI's taxonomy places the organism in Eukaryota, Metazoa, Nematoda, Chromadorea, Rhabditida, Rhabditidae. The record is from RefSeq and is a predicted model, not a curated record.